UUAUGUUUUAUUAUUUUAUCCACGGAACGAUCAGACAUGGAUCUGGGUGAUUUUGAGGCGGAUAACUCCGUGAGCUGCCGCUUGUCCUCGUCCAUCCCAGAUGUGUGUAAGACGGAGGACUGUUGCCUGGGCAUCGAUGAGGCGGGCAGGGGACCCGUCCUGGGACCCAUGGUGUAUGGGAUAUGCUUCUGCCCUGUAUCCAGAAAAGAAGACCUGAAGAAUAUGAAAGUGGCCGACUCAAAGACGCUGUCGGAGGCAGAGAGAGAGAACCUGUUUCUGAAGAUCGACAAGGCCAAAGGUUUUGUGGGCUGGGCCCUUCAGGUCCUCUCGCCCAACACCAUCUCCACCAGCAUGCUGCAAAGAGCGAAAUACAAUCUGAAUGCUCUGUCCCAUGAUGCUGCUAUUGGUCUGGUGCAGUACGCGCUGGACUGCGGGGUGCAGCUCAAAGAGGUGUUUGUGGAUACCGUGGGUCCUGCAGAGAAGUAUCAGGACAAGCUCUCGCAGCGCUUCCCCGGGGUGGAGGUCACGGUGCGUCCCAAAGCUGACUCGCUCUUCCCCGUCGUCAGUGCCGCCAGCAUCUGUGCCAAGGUGGCCAGAGACCAUGCGGUCAAAUCCUGGAAGUUUGCAGAAGAUUUGGGCGACGUGGAUGCAGAUUACGGCUCUGGGUAUCCUAAUGAUCCUAAAACUAAGAGCUGGUUGCUGAAGUAUCUGGACCCAGUGUUUGGUUAUCCUCAGUUCGUGAGGUUCAGCUGGAGCACAGCGCAGACGCUCCUGGACAGUAAAGCUGUCGCUGUUCACUGGGAUGAUGAUGAGGAAGAUGGUGAAAAGGCAGCUGCGCGUCAGAAUAACGCCUCCAUGCUGUCCUAUUUCAGCCGCAGCAAGCCGUCCGAGCUCACACACACACGAGACACACACCGCUUCUUCACCGAGCGCAAACUACAGAGCAUCAACACACUCUGAACACACACACAUACAGGCAGUCAGCGAGAGCAGCGGUCAACGUGUCACAAAAUACACAU
This is a messenger RNA of Rhinichthys klamathensis goyatoka, 1019 nucleotides long. RefSeq names its product ribonuclease H2, subunit A (gene rnaseh2a). Gene Ontology annotation, cellular component: ribonuclease H2 complex. The record is from RefSeq and is a predicted model, not a curated record. Bases 37 to 960 code for a protein of 307 amino acids. NCBI's taxonomy places the organism in Eukaryota, Metazoa, Chordata, Actinopteri, Cypriniformes, Leuciscidae. The transcript is spliced from 8 exons. Gene Ontology annotation, biological process: DNA replication, removal of RNA primer; mismatch repair. Gene Ontology annotation, molecular function: RNA binding; RNA-DNA hybrid ribonuclease activity.